GAACCAAAAUUCAGUUCCUCUUUUCUCCAGAACGCCGUCGUUUGAGUGACACAGUACAAUUAUCCAGUGGAAUCUGCUCAUGGAUUGCUGCUCCGGUUUAUGUGCCUGCUUUGUCGGAAAAGCCUGCCAGGCACAAGAAGACGACGACGUUUUGGAAUCGUUUGAUCUCUUCUUCGAGUUACAAGCCCUGCAAAUCGCCACCGGCUUCUUCUCCGAUGUCAACAAACUCGGCCACGGCGGCUUCGGCCCGGUUUACAAGGGUUUGCUGCCAAAUGGGGUGGAAGUAGCUGUAAAGAAGCUUUCUUUGGAUUCAAGGCAAGGAGUGAGGGAAUUUACCAAUGAGGUAAAACUGUUACUCAGAGUUCAGCAUAAGAAUUUGGUAAUGUUACUGGGGUGUUGUGUGCAAGGACCUGAGAAGAUGUUGGUUUAUGAGUACCUCCCUAACAAGAGCCUUGAUUUCUUUAUUUUUGAUCGAACUAAAUCUGCAUCUCUGGAUUGGAUGACGAGGUUUAGGAUAAUAGUAGGAGUGGCUAGAGGUCUUCUCUACCUCCAUGAGGAGGCGCCGGAGAGGAUUAUUCAUAGGGAUAUUAAAGCAAGUAAUAUAUUGUUGGAUGAGAAGCUCAAUCCGAAAAUCGCGGAUUUUGGCUUGGCAAGGCUGUUUCCUGGGGAGGACACUCAUCUAGAUACAUUUAGGAUUUCUGGUACUCACGGUUAUAUGGCUCCUGAAUAUGCAUUGCAUGGAUAUUUGUCGGUGAAGACAGAUGUUUUCAGUUAUGGAGUCUUGUUGUUAGAGAUUGUCAGCGGUAGGAGGACGCAUGAUCGGCUGCUUGAAAGAGAAAAGGCAGACCUCUUGAGUUAUACAUGGAUGUUGUAUGAAGCAGGUAAGGCAAUGGAAUUAGUUGAUCCAUCCCUAGCCAAGUACAAUCAUGAUGAGGCAGCAAUGUGCAUUCAGCUAGGGCUUUUAUGUUGUCAGGCAAGUCAUGCCAAUAGGCCUGACAUGAACUCUGUUCAUCUCAUGUUUUCUAGCGAUUCAUUUACUCUCCCCAGACCAGGUAAACCUGGUCUUAUAGGCCGAGGAGGACGGUGGACUACUGCCUCUACUUCGGCGCUAACCACCAAUACCAAUGGUAGCAGUGGAUUCACUGGUCGUACCAAGGCUUCCGGGGGCAGUAGUUUUGUUGAGGAGUACUCCAGAAAUUCAAUUUCUAUUUCUUCUAUUGAUGAAGGUAGGUAG
Molecule: messenger RNA, 1234 nt
Organism: Fragaria vesca subsp. vesca
Lineage: Eukaryota; Viridiplantae; Streptophyta; Magnoliopsida; Rosales; Rosaceae
Product: G-type lectin S-receptor-like serine/threonine-protein kinase B120-like
Exons: 5
Coding region: 80-1234 (384 amino acids)
Biological process (GO): protein phosphorylation
Molecular function (GO): ATP binding; protein kinase activity
Source: RefSeq, a predicted model, not a curated record